Sporothrix schenckii 1099-18 is the source of this 1173-nucleotide messenger RNA. RefSeq names its product solute carrier family 25, member 33/36. The transcript has 2 exons. The record is from RefSeq and is a predicted model, not a curated record. Lineage: Eukaryota; Fungi; Ascomycota; Sordariomycetes; Ophiostomatales; Ophiostomataceae. Gene Ontology annotation, biological process: pyrimidine nucleotide import into mitochondrion. Bases 1 to 1173 code for a protein of 390 amino acids. Gene Ontology annotation, molecular function: pyrimidine nucleotide transmembrane transporter activity. Gene Ontology annotation, cellular component: mitochondrion.
AUGUCGCAACGCGCAACCUCCGACGGCCUUGUAGGCUUCACCGAAUCCACGGCGCCAGUCCGGCCACCAAAAGAUGCGCCGGAGGCCUUCAACCCGCCUGGCACAUCCCAUGUCGAGAAAGGCGCCAUGGCGCAACAGCAGCAAGAACUGCAGCAGCAGGGCCAUGGCGUGGCCGUGAAGAACGCAAAGUCGUGGUCGCACAUUGUGGCAGGAGCAGUCGGCAGUUUGGCCGCCGCAACAGCGACAGCGCCCUUUGAUGUCAUCCGCACACGUCUCCAGUCCGAUUUCUACCAGAAGCAACUGCGCGCCUCGCAGAUUGCCCGUCCAGCGUCACGAAACCCCAUCGUCGCCGUCUCAAAACACCUCGGCGAGACGAUGCAAAUCUUUGUCACGGUCAAGCGCGUCGAGGGCUGGCGGGCGCUCUUCAAGGGCCUGGGCCCGACGCUCGUCGGCACCAUGCCCGCCAAGUCCAUCAACUUCUUUACGUACGGCAACGGCAAGCGCAUCAUUGCCGAGCAGGCCCACGUCAGCCAGGACACGCCCUGGGUCCAGCUCGUCGCGGGCAUCUUUGCGGGCCUGGUGACGUCGACGGCCACCAACCCCAUUUGGCUGAUCAAGACGCGCAUGCAGCUCGACAAGAACAGCGCUGACGCCAACCGCGGCAUCGAGCGCCAGUACAAGAACAGCGCCGACUGCGUGCGCCAGGUGCUGCGGAACGAGGGCAUCCGCGGCCUCUACAAGGGCAUGACCGCCAGCUACCUGGGUGCCGCCGAGUCCACGCUGCACUGGCUGCUGUACGAGCAGAUGAAGCGCGGGCUGGAGCGCCGCAAGGCGCGCAUCGUUGCCCAGGGCCGCAAAGAGAACGCCUGGGACCAGUUCGUCGACUGGAUGGGCCCGCUGGGCGGCGCCGGGGCGGCCAAGCUGUUUGCCUCCCUCCUCACCUACCCGCACGAGGUCGUGCGCACACGGCUGCGGCAGGCACCCAUGGCCGACGGCCAGCGCAAGUACACGGGUCUCGUACAGUGCUUUGUGCGCGUGUGGCGCGAGGAGCGCAUCCCUGGCCUCUACGGCGGCCUGACGCCGCAUCUCUUGCGGACGGUGCCUGCGGCCGGUAUCACGUUCGGUAUCUACGAAAUCGUGCUCAAGAUGCUCAACGCGCCAGAGCCAUUAUAA